Molecule: messenger RNA, 1519 nt
Organism: Paramuricea clavata
Lineage: Eukaryota; Metazoa; Cnidaria; Anthozoa; Malacalcyonacea; Plexauridae
Source: the annotation of a GenBank genome assembly
AUGGCGGCGGAGACUGCGCAUGUUCAAGGGCCAGAGACUGUGAAUAUAAACGACCUACAAAACGCCUUACAGACCCUAAAUAUUGCAUUUCACGAACAAGAUGCUGAAUUUCACAAUGCCUUGGCAAAUGAAUUAGGUGUUCAUGAAGGAUUACCAAACAAUCAAGAUGAAAAGGUAAAAAUUCUGUGCCAUAAACUGAAAAAGAAAGCGGUGAAAAAUAUUGAAUGCCCACUUUUGGAAAUCAAGCAUUUCGCAUCCCCAUUGGGUAUGGACGUGACGGAGUAUAGUCGUCAGAAGGUGCAAGAGCUUUUCGAAAACCAGUACAAAUAUAGAUGGAUACCAAUUCCAAAUGAAGUUGCUCCUGCUCCUGCCGCUGCUGCUGUUGCUGUUGCUCCUGCCGCUGUUGCUCCCGCCGCUGCUGCUGCUCCUGCCGUUGUUGCUCCUAUUGCUGCUGCUCCUGCUGCCUUCCAUUUCUACCGAUUUUGUAAAUUACGCGACACGUAUCGGACGUACAAUAUCAGAAAAGCACACGUGAUUACAAGGCUUUGGCGUGCACAAAAAGAGUUACAAAAAAUCCGUAAUCUGACUUAUCAAGAACUUUGCCCCCCUAUUUAUGCCCGCUCAAUGCGCGGCAACAGCUGGGCGCAAUGGACAUUCGACGGGCACAAUGGGUGGAGAAGAAGAAAUGGGCCGAAUAUUAAUAUAAAUUGGAUAACCAAUGAAGUUUUGAGAAAAUAUAUACAUGGCAAUUCAAAAAAAAAGAAUUUUAACAACUUGCCGACUGGGGACAAACAACUUUACUGGGCAGUUGUUGAGGAAGACGACCAUGCAGAAGACGGCAAUAAUCUUCCCUUCCGAACACAAGUAUAUGUCGGGAGAGCAGCGAAUGGCAUCCAAGAAAGAUGGACGGGAAGCCAACAGUCAUCACAUUGUAUGAAAAUGAAGUUCGCGAGCGAUGUUAUGUGCCCAAUGGUGAAUUAUAAUCCGACUGCCUUACGACCACUACAGUUGGUGGAUCUUCGAUUGUUGCUUCACAAAGCUCGUCAUCAGAAUGGUGAAAAUACCAGCGGAUUAUUCAUUAUGGGAGAGUAUAGUAAGUGUAAAAAUAUGAAUAAGGCAGAAACACGCCACAUAAACGGGAAAAUACCUGAUGCGCCAAUGAUUCUGGAAAACUGGAAACCAAAAGACAUGAACUAUGGAAUGAAUUAUGAUCAUUUAAUCUGAGCGAUCAUAACUGCACUCCUUGCAGUCAAGAUACUUUACCUGGAACGGUGAUGAUUACGCAGCAAUAUACUCAUGUAAAUACUGCAUUGAAAUAUUAGAAAACAAAUCUUUCGUUCCCAAUUUAGUUGCACAUAAUUUUACACAUGGGCAAAGGAAAGUUGCUCCUUUUCAUGAUGCAGGUAUACAAUUAUCAAAGAACAAAAGAAUCCGAGAAAAUUUCAAAAUUAUACUAUCUGCUCCAUCUUUUAUAGUAUCGAGUGCUCUAGAACAUAUCGCGACCAAAUCUUCAGGCAUG